Messenger RNA from Drepanopeziza brunnea f. sp. 'multigermtubi' MB_m1, 900 nucleotides. RefSeq lists its product as uncharacterized. Lineage: Eukaryota; Fungi; Ascomycota; Leotiomycetes; Helotiales; Drepanopezizaceae. Gene Ontology annotation, molecular function: protein-macromolecule adaptor activity. Gene Ontology annotation, biological process: vesicle-mediated transport. The record is from RefSeq and is a predicted model, not a curated record.
AUGGAGAUUUCACAUCCCCGCCGUAUCCUGGCUGUCAGUCGCCCUGACCACGGCCUGCUAGACCUCAUCCAAAGCUUGACCGGCACACAGCCCACCCUAACGAUCGACACCAUCGCUGGCAGCUCACAUACGCACACUAUCAGCACCGCCUACUACACAGCCAGCAUCCCCGUCUGGCUUGACGAGAUCGCCGACCCGCCCGCCUGGUCAGCUGACUUUCUCGCCCCCGAGGCUCGCGAAGUGCUGUCCGUCCUUGGCGCUUUCGUGGUGUGCUUCAAGAAACCCGUUGACGAGGCUGGCCUCGAGGAGGUCAAGUCGUUGCUUGAGGGCGUGGGGGAGGUCGUCAAGGAGGGGUGCGGGUUGAGUUGGGAGGGCGUGUGUCUGGCGGUGGGCAUGAAGCAGAGCGCGACUCCGUAUCUGGAGAAAAGUCACGAGGAGUGGGAGGAUGUUUGUCAGGAGUAUGGGUUUGAGUUUGUGGAUUUUGAAGCGAAGGGACGGAAUGAGUAUUCGGAGCCUUUGGGUAUGGAUCGUCUGAAAGAGGCUCUGGAGGCGAAUGAUUGGGAAGGGAGCGAUGAGCUUGGAGAUGCUAUAGAUCUUGACGGUUUAGAGGAGGAUGACAGUGACGACGCUGCUAGUAUCGGGUUCGGACUCGGUGCUGCUGAUAAAGCGGAGAUGGAGAAGGAGAUGAGGGGGAUGAAGAUGGAUAUAUAUGCGGGCAGCAUCUCUGGUGGCGGGGACGACCGUGGUGAUGCGGAGGAGCCGAGUGAUAAGGACGUGGAGGAUUUACAGGCUAUGAUGCUGAAGAUGCAGGCUGUUAGAGAUUUGGGGGCCGAUAUGCCGGAAGCGGAGAGGAAAAGGUUCGCCGCGAAGGCAGUCAAUGAUAUUAUGAAGAAACUAUAG